AAUGUAGUACAAAUAUAGAUAUACACAUGUAUAUCAGCUAUCAGCUAAUUUUUGAUAAAGUUCUUAGACCAUUCAUGGACAUAACAUUUUCAACAAAUGCUUCUGAAACAAUUAGAUAUCCCAGUAUAGAUUUGUGUGUAUGUGUGAAGCUCAAUACUUCACACCAGAGAGGUAUGAGUGUGCAUUACAAAAGAGAACUGGGAAGCUUUGAGAGUAUUGGAUAUGCUCAUUGUCCCCUUCAUGGUGAUUGUUUAAUGGGCACAUGUACAUAUCAAAUUCAUCUCAUUUACACUUUAAAUAUUGGAAGUGUGUUUUAUGUUCGUUAGACAUGAAUAAAGCUGCAAAAUGUUAUCAAAAUAUUCACUUACUAUGCUUUUAUUCAUUUUCCUCUCUCUAUAAACCUUCAGAUAGAAAAUGCAGUUGAAAGAUAUUUCAUAAAGGAAGAAAAGUAUGAAUACAGCUUUAACCGUUUAUUUUGGUGGAGUCUUUAAGACUUUUUCUACCUUGAGUGCGCCAGGCGCGGGAAGCCUAGGACCUGGAACGAGAGCCGCCUACCUGCAGCCGCCGGCCACGGCACGGCAGCCACCAUGGCGCUCCUGCUGCGCUUCGUGCUCCUGUGCGGAGUCGCGGAUUUCAUCAGAGGUUGGAGUAUCACUACUCCUGAGCAGAUGAUUGAAAAAGCCAAAGGGGAAACUGCCUAUCUGCCAUGCAAAUUUACGCUUAGUCCUGAAGACCAGGGACCACUGGACAUCGAGUGGCUGAUAUCACCAGCUGAUAAUCAGAAGGUGGAUCAAGUGAUUAUUUUAUAUUCUGGAGACAAAAUUUAUGAUGACUACUAUCCAGAUCUGAAAGGCCGAGUACAUUUUAAGAGUAAUGAUCUCAAAUCUGGUGAUGCAUCAAUAAAUGUAACGAAUUUUCAGCUGUCAGAUAUUGGCACAGAUCAGUGCAAAGUGAAAAGAGCUCCUGGUGUUGCAAAUAGGAAGAUUCAGCUGGUAGUUCUUGGUAAGCCUUCAGGUACAAGAUGUUACGUUGAUGGAUCAGAAGAAAUUGGAAGUGACUUUAAAUUAAAAUGUGAACCAAAAGAAGGUUCACUUCCAUUACAGUAUGAGUGGCAAAAAUUGUCUGACUCACAGAAAAUGCCCACUUUAUGGUUAGCAGAAAUGACUUCAUCUGUUAUAUGUAAAAAUGCUUCUUCUGAGUACUCUGGGACAUACAGCUGUAUCAGAAACAGAGUGGGCUCUGAUCAGUGCCUGUUGCGUGUAAACGUUGUCCCUCCUUCAAAUAAAGCUGGACUAAUUGCAGGAGCCAUUAUAGGAACUUUGCUUGCUCUAGUGCUCAUUGGUCUUAUCAUCUUUUGCUGUCGUAAAAAGCGCAGAGAAGAAAAAUAUGAAAAGGAAGUUCAUCACGAUAUCAAGGAAGAUGUGCCGCCUCCAAAGAGCCGUACGUCCACUGCCAGAAGCUACAUAGGCAGUAAUCAUUCAUCCCUGGGAUCCAUAUCUCCUUCCAACAUGGAAGGAUAUUCCAAGACUCAGUAUAAACGAGUACCAAGUGAAGACUUUGAACGCACUCCUCAGAGUCCGACUCUCCCACCUGCUAAGGUAGCUGCCCCUAAUCUAAGUCGAAUGGGCGCAAUUCCUGUGAUGAUUCCCGCACAGAGCAAGGAUGGGUCUAUAGUAUAGAGCCUCCAUACGUCUCAUCUGUGCUCUCCGUGUUCCUUUCCUUUUUUUUGAUAUAUGAAAACCUAUUCUGGUCUAAAUUUUGUUACUAGCCUCAAAAUGUAUCAAAAAAUAAGUUAAUCAGGAGCUGUAAGGAAUAUAUUUUUAAAAAUUUUUGUUUGGUUAUAUCGAAAUAGUUACGGGCAUUAAAGUUAGUAAAGACAAGUUUACCAUCUGAAAAGGCUGGAUUUUCUUUAAGAGGCUGAUUAUAAAGGUUUCUAAAUGUUAUCAGUACCUAAGUAAGAUGUAGCACUUUGAGUAUGAAAUCACAGGUGAAGAAAUCAGUGAACUUACUUGCAUACCAAGUUGAUACUUGAGCAACCAUCUGAAAGUGGUACUUGAUAAUUUUUACCAUUAUUUUUAGGAUGUGUAUCUCAUUUAUUUAUGGCCCACAAGUCUCCCCCAAAUUAGUACAGAAACAUCCCUGACAAAAUUACUUAUGUAGGUUUGUACUUGUUUUCACAGCUCCUUGGAAAACUGUGUUAGGAAUAUCUCUAAAACAUAGAAAACACUACAGUGGUUUAGAAAUUACUAAUUUUACUUCUAAGUCAUUCAUAAACCUUGCCUAUGAAAUGACUUCUUAAAUAUUUAGUUGAUAGACUGCUACAGGUAAUAGGGACUUAGCAAGCUCUUUUAUAUGCUAAAGUAGCAUCUAUCAGAUUAAGUUAGAACAUUUGCUGUCUGCCACAUAUUGAGAUGACACUAGGUGCAAUAGCAGGGAUAGAUUUUGUUGGUGAGUGGUCUCAUGCCUUGAGAUCUGUGGUGGUGUUUAAAAUGGUGGCCAGCCAGACCAAGGAUGUAGUAUCUCAUAGUCCCCAACUAAAUGCUGGCUUUCCACUUUAGGUGAUAUUUUUCUUAUUACAAAAAUAUUAUAACUCAUUUAUUGUUUGACAAUUAUAGAUUGAAAUUUCCUAAUUCUAAAUUUUAAGUGGUUCUUCAGUUUCAGUGCUUUAUGUUGUUUGUUGUUGGUUUGGCAUGGCAUUACAUAUUAUAUGUUCUAGAAACAUGUAAUGCUAAAUUUACCCUCUUGAAUAUGAUCCCUGGAUGAUAUUUUUAUCAUAAAUGCAGAAUAAUCAAAUAUAUUUUAAGCAAGUAAGUGUCCUCCAUCAAUUCUGUAUUCCAGACGUGGGAGGAUGUACAGUUGCUGUUGUGUGAUCAAGCAUGUCUCUGUGUAGUUCCAGCAAAUCAAGCUGAGCUUUGAAAAAGUUUGAGUCUUAGUUUUGUGAAAGUGGUUUAUUCUCAAAAAAAAAAAAAAGAAAAAGAAAAAGAAAAAAAGAUAAGAAGAAGGAGUAAAGGGACUACUCCUCCUUGCCAAAUGUGCUAAAUAUCAUUUUAGGAGAAGAAAGUGGAUUUAUUGUAUUUCCCCCUAAGAUUGUGAGUGAGUGUGGAUACAGUAGAAUGAGCCAACAGUUUCUUUAUAAUAAAUACGGUCUGCAAUAAAUUAUUUCACUAGCUGUAAAACCUUUCCCUAGAUUUUAGUAGGGAGUUGGUUUCUGUUAAUAUCUUUGGGUGCUGUGGUGGUAAAUGCUACAUUAUAAACAGUGGCAUGUAUUUACAGUUAGAGUAUCAUGUGUGCACUUUUUAAUGGUAAACUUAAGCUGAAUGUGUAAUGGAUUUGUCUAUAGUUUUAUAUAUUUGGAAGCAUUUUAAAAUAGGUUUUAAUCUUACAUAAAAUUACUUUUAUACUUGUGUUAACAUUUUCUUCUGUGCCUUUUGGGUAAUUUAAUUUCUGUUAUGAAUUUCUGGUGCCUAUGAGCUAGCUAUCACCUACCUGAAAGGUGCUUAGAGGUGAAGGUACUGUUUCUAAAAACACAUCACUGUGACACCUUUCUAUCCUCACAUUUUCAAGCUUGCCUCUUUUCUGUUCUUUGUGGAUAUAACAUAAGUGAUUGUGUUAUUCAUAAAGAUUUAGAAAUUUCAA
Molecule: messenger RNA, 3636 nt
Organism: Gorilla gorilla gorilla (western lowland gorilla)
Lineage: Eukaryota; Metazoa; Chordata; Mammalia; Primates; Hominidae
Product: coxsackievirus and adenovirus receptor-like
Biological process (GO): homotypic cell-cell adhesion
Cellular component (GO): bicellular tight junction; intercalated disc; basolateral plasma membrane
Molecular function (GO): cell adhesion molecule binding
Source: RefSeq, a predicted model, not a curated record